Messenger RNA from Solanum tuberosum (potato), 1884 nucleotides. RefSeq names its product exopolyphosphatase. The record is from RefSeq and is a predicted model, not a curated record. Gene Ontology annotation, molecular function: pyrophosphatase activity. NCBI's taxonomy places the organism in Eukaryota, Viridiplantae, Streptophyta, Magnoliopsida, Solanales, Solanaceae. The coding region runs from base 125 to 1816 and encodes 563 amino acids. The transcript is spliced from 7 exons.
UAAAACAAAGGUAUGAAAUAGCAAGUUAAAAAUAAAAAAAAACAAAAUGAGAAAGUAAAGCAAUCGUAAAGAAGCAAAGAAGAAACCAUCCACAAUUGUCAUACAUCAAUCGUCGCCGGAAUAGAUGUCGGCAAAUCUCCCAAUUCUUCCCAACGCAAUCUCAAUUCCCGCCAGGAAUGCCACUAGUGAGAACCUCUUCGCCGCCGUAGACAUCGGUACUAACUCCUUCAAGCUCCUCGUAGUUCGCGCCGACCCUUCCACCGGCCGUUUCCUCACCGUCGAUCGGUUCAAGGAAAGAGUCCUCCUCGGCCUUGAUACUAAUACCACCACUACCUCCGCCACUAUCUCCAACGCCUCUCUGCUACGUGCCACCGCAGCACUUCGAAAGUUUCAGAAGCUUCUCCAGUCACAUCGCGUUCCUUCCUCCCAUUCUCGCUUCGUAGCUACUUCUGCUGUUCGAGAAGCUUCCAAUCGAUCACAAUUCCUUCAAACGAUUGAUGAAACCCUAGGCCUGAAAGUUGAUGUACUCUCCGGUCUCGAAGAGGCCCGCCUUAUAUACAAAGGUAUACUUCAAUUCCAUCCUGUUCAUGACUAUACAGUUCUCACAAUUGACAUUGGAGGUGGCUCUACAGAGUUUGUAAUUGGCAAAGAGGGGCAGAUUUUGUUCUCUAUUUCACUAGCAUUGGGACAUGUCACUUUAACUCAAAAAUUUCCAAAAGUUACAGAAAUGCGGGAACAUAUUAAGGUUAUAAUCCGUGCCUCGGGCUUAAAUGAGAAGGUUAAGCAUUAUAAUAUUGAUAAAGUGAUUGGUUCAUCAGGGACAAUUAGGAAUAUUGAAAAGGCUAUUUUCCGUGGCUAUGCAAGCAAUAUGGAGGGAAAUGUGGGCAUAUCUGAGGAAAGUAGGAGGGAUUGGAGUUUUACAACGGACGAAUUGAAGGGCUUAGUGGAGAGGUUGAGUGAGGAAGAGAGAAGAGUUGGAGGGAAGGUUCGAACGCAAGGCUUUUUCAAGAAGAGGUCAGAAUUUAUUGUGGCAGGGGCAGUUUUAUUGGAGGAAAUAUUUGAGGAGCUUAAGAUUGAGGAGAUGGAGGUUUCUGGGUAUGCAUUAGGUGAGGGUGUGAUUGCAGAGAAGUUAGGGGAGGUUUUUGAUAAUUAUGAUCCAAGGGCGAAUGCGAGGUGGAGGUCUGUAACGAGGCUCGCGACAAGGUUUAAUAACAAGCAACACAUGAAAUCUGCUGCAUUAUGCUUUAGUGUUGCCAAGGAGAUGUUUGAUGGUUUGAGAAAAGGGUAUGAAUCAGGCAAUGGUUCUGAUGGAUUCUUUGUAUCCUUGGAGGAUAAAGAUCUCGAGUAUCUCGAGGCAGCUUGUUUGCUUCAAAAAAUUGGUCUUUAUGCUGGUAAAAAGGGCUAUCAUAAGCAAUCUUACCAUAUAAUAGCGAAAGGCGAUCAUCUACAUGGUUAUAAUGCCGAAGAGGUUAAGUUAAUAGCUCUACUUGUGAGACACCAUAGAAAGAAACUUCCUGAAUGUGAUCAUGUGGUGCCUGAGGAAUUAACAGAAGAGAUGAGAGGGAAAUUCAGAAUUCUUUGUGCAAUUCUACGUGUAUCUGCUGCACUGGAGAAACUUCAGCUGGUCAACAUCCACAAUGUGGAUUUCUCACAUACCUGUGAAGGAUAUAAAUUGGUACUUGAAGCAGGAAAUUUGCCCUUCCCUGGUUAUGUGCUGCCAUCAGUGAAAGACCUCGAGACUGAGCAUGUUAAAGAGUUGGAGCACUUCAGAAUGGUGUUCCAGGAAAGAUUGUCAAUUGCUGUCACUUCAUCAUAAUCUGUAAGAAAUGCUAGGAAUUGUGAGACGCCUUUCCUGAGUUUGCCAAGAAAAUGAUGGUAAAAUAU